Molecule: messenger RNA, 684 nt
Organism: Saccostrea cuccullata (small rock oyster)
Lineage: Eukaryota; Metazoa; Mollusca; Bivalvia; Ostreida; Ostreidae
Exons: 4
Coding region: 1-684 (227 amino acids)
Source: RefSeq, a predicted model, not a curated record
AUGACUGAUGCAGCAGUUCUUUUGAUUUUUUUUUGGCUACAAGGUGUCUAUUAUGAUGCGGCUCCUAGAAGCUGGCACGCGUCUUCUACAAAUUGUCAGCAACUGGGAGCCUGGGAAGAUACAGACUUCAGCACAGAAGGGUUCAGGGUACUAGCCCGUCCAUCAGAGUUCCCUCUGGAUCAGGUUUUCUGGAUCGGAGCAAACAUGCAACAAACUCCAUCGUUCACACUCCUAGGAUGCUUUGAGACUACGGGAUCCACGAAAGGCAUUUCUCUAAAGACCAUCGCUGGGCGUGGUAAUCCCACCUAUAAAUGCUCGACUUUUUGUAGUAACAACGAGGGCAUUACGGCAAUAGGCAUAUCGAAAACGAACUGCUACUGUUACACCGAUGUGGAGAAAUACCGCAAGGUGGUCGAAGAGUGCAUUUACGAGACUUUUCCAGAGUACCCUGGCGAACUAUUUGGAGGACCAAAUGACGGGAGUGUGGUGGUGUACCAAUACAACAAUCAGGAACCAUCAUUGAACUCUAAUGAAUUUGGUAAUUGCGCCGCUGUGAAAUAUUUAGGAACAAUUCCGGUUCGUCAUCAAUUCACUUCCUGUCAGAACAGAAUUGGGUUUAUGUGUUCAAGUAAGUUAAACAACCAUCUUUAUGAUUUUUUUUUGAAAAAUAAAGAUCAAAAGUGA